Acipenser ruthenus (sterlet) is the source of this 4501-nucleotide messenger RNA. Its product is annotated as neuropeptide Y receptor type 1-like. Gene Ontology annotation, molecular function: neuropeptide Y receptor activity; neuropeptide binding. Gene Ontology annotation, biological process: G protein-coupled receptor signaling pathway. Gene Ontology annotation, cellular component: neuron projection; plasma membrane. Bases 405 to 1523 code for a protein of 372 amino acids. Lineage: Eukaryota; Metazoa; Chordata; Actinopteri; Acipenseriformes; Acipenseridae. The transcript has 3 exons. The record is from RefSeq and is a predicted model, not a curated record.
CCCAUGAUUGCAUGUAUGUCGAAAUUACCAGGCAGCACUCCCAAACAUUCUAUUUAUGAAUACGAUAUGUUUGUAAUCUGCAUAAAUUUUAGUGACUCGGUACAUGUAUAAGUUAUAACCAUGUGAUGAUCUUCAGGUGGAGUUGGAAUUUAAGUGUACCGCCUCCUGUCGUUUUUAGCUGUGCUGUGGAAAUAUGACCAACUCUGUCAUCAAUUUAUUUCUGCAAUCAUUGGACAAAGCUGUUCCCAGCGUGUGUAAAGCUGUCGAGCUGUACAGAUUGCUUUGCUUUCACAGGACACGUACAAUACUAGACAACUGCCAUACACAAUAAUUUCAAUCACACAAUGGAAAGAUGUGGAUGACCAAAAGUAGCUUUAUAUAAAAAGAAUAAGAGGCAUUUGAAAAUGGAUGACGCACCUUUCUUUAAUGAAGGGAACUGCUCAGGUUCCAUGAACUGCUCUGAAAAGAACUCUUCAUUACUGGUCUUUGGUGAGGUAUGCCAGGCUCAUCUUGUCAUGUUCUUCAUCAUGGCUAUCGCAUAUGGUGCAGUUGCUCUUCUUGCAGUCAUUGGAAACAUUGCCCUGAUUCUCAUUAUUAUGAAGCAGAAAGAGAUGCACAAUGUCACAAACAUACUCAUUGCCAACCUCUCGGUCUCUGACUUGCUUAUGUCUGUCAUGUGCCUCCCCUUUACGCUUGUGUAUACCUUCAUGGACCACUGGGUUUUUGGAGAAGUCAUGUGCAAGUUGAACAACAUGGUGCAGUGUGUUUCCGUCUCAGUUUCCAUCCUUUCACUGGUCCUAAUAGCGGUCGAACGACACCAACUCAUCAUCAACCCUCGAGGCUGGAGACCAAACAAUAUGCAUGCCUAUAUUGGGAUUGCCAUCACCUGGGUCAUGGCCAUCUGUAUAUCACUGCCUUUAAUGCUUUUCAACAUUGUGACAGAUGACCCUCUGAAGUUGUUACCACACUUUCAGGAACAGUAUAAUGGCAAGGUUGUAUGCAUUAGCAAUUGGCCUUCCGAAACGUUCAAGCUGACCUACACAACCUGUCUGCUAAUGAUACAGUAUAUAGGACCUCUUGGCUUCAUAUUCAUGUGCUACCUAAAGAUUUAUAUUCGCCUUAAAAGAAGAAAUGACAUGAUGGACAAGAUGAGGGAGAAUAAGUGCAGGUCCACAGAGACCAAAAGAAUCAACGUCAUGUUGAUUUCCAUAGUGGUGGCAUUUGCAGUGUGUUGGCUUCCUCUCAACAUCUUUAAUGCUGUGGCAGACUGGAAUCAUGAAAUCAUAAUGAACUGCAGCCACAACCCAGUCUUUCUGCUUUGUCUUUUGACAGCAAUGAUCUCCACCUGUAUAAAUCCCAUCUUUUACGGUUUCCUCAAUAGGAACUUUCAGCGGGAUUUGCAUGCAGUUCUCCACUUCUGCAAGUGCUCCUCUAAGGAAGAGGAUUAUGAGACAAUAGCCAUGUCAACCGUCCACACAGAUGUAUCCAAGACCUCUCUGAGACUGGGCAGUCCAGAAGCGUAAACAAUAAACACAAACACCAACUGUAUUUUUGAAUGUCUCCUACAUGUAAGCAAGGAAUAGAACAUGAGCUGAAAGGUUUUCUUUUGUUUUUUAAAGAGAGGUGAUCUUUACAUCAAAAAAUUUAUUUGAAUGUGUCAUGUUUAAUAAGAGCUUUUGUAAAUGUUGAUUUUGGUCCUACCUUCUCUACUAUACUCAUUCUCAAGCAGAGCAAAGCUUAUCCAGGAACCUACCUAAUUAUUAGACAAAGUCUGUGGAAUGCAUACGCUGAGUUACAAAUAUAGGAAUGCUUGCCUUUCACCUCUGUAAAGUGGUUUAGUUCAAAGUGACAUAUGUAUAUAUUUGAUUUCAAUUUAGCCCUCAGAAAAAAAAAAAUCGAGGGAGAGAGGUACAGUUCAGCCUGCAGUAUUUGGGUCACAAAUGUUAAAACUGAAUAAACAGAGAUAAAAUCUGAGUAAGUUUGCCUGGUUGCUUUUUGUACAUUUACCACUUAAUCUUAUGAUUUACCAAAGCGUAUUGUUAAAUGCAGGUAUAUCAUCGAAGAGUGUAUUUAUUCCUGAAUAUAAAUUGUCGAUUAACAAAAUAAUCAUUAAUGUCAAAGAAUAUAUUUAUUUCUGCACACACAUUUUCCAUUAACAAAAUAAUCAGUAAUGAACUUACAAUAAUGCACAAUUGAGCAAUUCAACACGGUAUUGAACAAUAUUGUGAUCCACUUAUGUAGAACAACUAACAUUCUGUUAGAUUUGUGUAUAAAACAAAUCACAAUGGUGAUUAAUCAUAUUGUACUCCAAAUACAUAGUAGUUCUGUUAAGUGCAAAUUAAGUCAUUUAGGACCUUGGUUUUUACAACAGAAAAUCACACUUUGGUUAUGACACAAAAUGUGACAAAUACAGGCACUAAAUAGAUAUAUACUUACUGCAGCAUGGUAGACUCUUGUGGCACUUGGAGUUCCACAGGACUCCUGAAGCCUUACAAUGCGCGAAAGUGAGACAUUCAGUCAUUAGCCAAAGUCACAUGGUUAUUCUUGAGAUUUACCGGUAAAUGUCCAAAAUAAAACGUUAUCAUAUUUAUUUCAGACAUUUACCAUUUUGCUUGGUAAAUGUCAAUAUUUACCAUGAAAUCUUAAAAUUUGCCAAUAUUCUGACUUUUACUGUAACAUACAUUCAUUGCAGUAGACCUUUUCUUUCUUGUUAGCGAUUGGAUUUUUUCCCAAUUGUAUUUAAAAAAGGAGUCCCCCAAACAAAAAAGUGUGAGAACCUCUGCUAUAAAUUACUUCUUGUUUUGACGGUUUUGAUGAGUUCAAGAUAACAGAUGUAACGUUAUUUAAUCAGUCCAUUUCCUGCCAGACGUUCCUGGACUGAUUAAAUUAGCCAAUUAUUUUACUGACUGAUAAACUCAAUUAUUAACUAAUGGAGAUGUAACAUAUUGGAUGUGUUAUAGUAGACUUGUUAACCCUCACAUUUAAUCAGAGCAUGCUGGGGAAUGGUAAGGGUAAAGUACACAGUCUUUACAGUUCCAAGUAAUAUUUUUUUUUCCAUAAUUGUGCUUAAUGAGAAAUGAGCCAUAUGCCACAAUAACUCUCUGUAUGGUCUUAUUUACUGAAAGAAAACAAAUGUAUAGACUGACAGUAGUAUGGUACAUUCCUAUUGUGUUUAUGUAAAUAAAUAUAUUAGCUGUAGGUAGAGCAACACAACAUAUACCUUAAGGCAAGUAAUAAUGUAGUUUACUGUAAUUGUGUUAAUUAAACAGCACUGAAGUAAAAAUAACAAACAUUUUUCACAGUGCCACAAUGUAUGUAGGAAAUAAUGGUAAAAGCUAUGAAUAUUACCAUAGCUGUGUACAUUUCUUAGAUGGGAAAUACAUGUUUAAAUGAAAAGUAAUAUUAAGAAUGUGUGUAUAUGCAUAUUCCUGUAUUCCUGUUUAUUUCAUUUUUUUACAAUACACUCACAUCUACUUCUGUGGUUUGCUUCUUGAUAGCCUGGAGCAGCCUGUGCUGACGUCAGCAUUCCCGGGUGUGCCUGACUAAAGGCUGGCUGAGAUAACAGGCAGGCUUUAUGCAGCACAGUAUUUAAAGUCACCAUAAUUCCUAUCCCACUCUAAGCUAAACCCAAGAAACCUUGAGAAAACAUCAGUAAAACCACAGUAAUGUGCUUUUGAAUAACAUACUCAUUUAAAAUGUCAACCAAUCAGUAUUUUAUUUUUAAACAAAUCCCUAUUAUACAAAAAGACUGCAGCAGCAAGAAGGGAGUUUAUUGCAAAAUAAUCUGUAAUGUGAAAUUGUGGAUGCUAUUUUAAUGAUUCAAAUGACAGCUGAUCCUAAAAUAUGUUACCCUGCUAUAUCUCAGACAUUUUCCACUGUAUUUUUUGAUGUAUUUAGUGCUGUUAAUAAAAGGGAUCAAUACAAUAAUUCACACUUAAGGGAAACACCAGCUGGAUUCAUACAGGAAAAAGGACAAUGGUAUAAAGAUCCCUUUACUGUUUAGAUCAAUAAAAUAGACCUCUUUAUUUUGCUGAAAGCAUAAAUGUCCCAGUCCAGUUUUAUUGUGCCAUGUGUUGUAACAGAGUGCAUUGUACAUAUUGUGUAUUCCUUUUGAUUGUUAAUUUAUGUUUACAACUAUUUAUAUGUUCCUGCCCCUGUAUAAUCUACUGUAACAUGGCUAAUUUUAAUGCUCCAUAUUUUUAUUUUUAAAUGAUUUUUAAACCUUCUAACGUGCUUAUACCAGUUAAUCUAACUGACCUUUAGAUUGUACUGUGUGCAUACAUUAAACAGAUUUUAUGCCAUAUGUAAAAAAAAACAUCUUAAAAGUGGUGGUAGUUUAUGUGUUACAAUAGCAAAGUGAGUGACUGAAAAGAACAUUUCCAAAGAGCCUCAUUCUUAGAAGAAAAACCCCAUGUAUAUAUUUUAGUGUUGCUAAAAGAUUAAAUGUCCUAUGAUAUAAAGUACAAGUGUACAAAAACAUAUUGUGCCUUUGUAUUACAAA